AAAAUUUGGACACUACACCCCUAACAGACCAACGAGUGGCCAUCACUCAUAACCCUUCCCCCCAAAAAAGAAAACAAUGGAAAACCCUAAAAAGCUAAAUGACAAUACAGAAAAAAGAGAAGGAAGAGGGAGGGAAGAAAGGGGAAAAAGAAAAAGAAAGAAAGAAAGAAAGAGGGGAUGAAGAAAGAGUUAGAGAAGAGACGGAAAGGAUACAUAAAAGGAAAGAAAAAGGAAGAAGGAAA
This is a messenger RNA of Anolis sagrei ordinatus, 242 nucleotides long. The record is from RefSeq and is a predicted model, not a curated record. Lineage: Eukaryota; Metazoa; Chordata; Lepidosauria; Squamata; Anolidae.